AUGUGUUUGGAACGUGUUUAUGCUUUUCUUGGCCUUUUUGUGACAUCGCGGCGUGCUUUCGUGCGCGACGUUUGCUUUUCGUUGAUGGGCGGGUGGAUGGCCCUACAUGAACGAGAACUCCAAAAGAGAGGCAAAAAUUUCUUUUCUUCUCUCCUCGCACAAGAUAUCGAUUUGCUCAAUCCACCGGCGGCUCUCGAAGCUUCCAAGCACAAACUCAAACGCUUAGUACAAGGUCCGAAUAGCUUCUUCAUGGAUGUGAAAUGCCAAGGGUGCUUUUCCAUCACGACUGUGUUUUCGCAUUCUCAGACUGUGGUUUUGUGCGGCUCAUGCUCGGCGGUUUUGUGCCAGCCGACUGGCGGCAAAGCGCGCUUGACGGAAGGGUGCUCUUUCAGAAAGAAAACUGACUAA
Bathycoccus prasinos is the source of this 408-nucleotide messenger RNA. Its product is annotated as 40S ribosomal protein S27. The record is from RefSeq and is a predicted model, not a curated record. The transcript is spliced from 2 exons. Gene Ontology annotation, biological process: translation; ribosomal small subunit assembly. The coding region runs from base 1 to 408 and encodes 135 amino acids. Gene Ontology annotation, molecular function: structural constituent of ribosome; RNA binding. Lineage: Eukaryota; Viridiplantae; Chlorophyta; Mamiellophyceae; Mamiellales; Bathycoccaceae. Gene Ontology annotation, cellular component: ribosome; cytosolic small ribosomal subunit.